UCCUUCCGCCCCCUUCUUACCUCUCACCUUUCUUUCUGCCUGCUUCGCCCCUCCCCGCUCUGGCCUCUCAGUCCCCGCGGGGUCCCGUCCUUUUCCUGCCCAGCUCCCGCACGCACGCUUCCCUCUUCCUCCUCUUUUUCCCAACUCCACCCUCAUCCCGCCCUCCCUUGUGCCCCCGGAGCCCCCACGUCCAUUCUUCCUCCACCUUCCACUCCAGGUUUUCUGCCGCCCUCCUUCCCAGGCUGUGGGUUUGCCCUUCAUCCCUUGCCCUCCUCCCUUCCCUGUCCUGAUCUGAACUCCUCACUUUGCCACACUCCCUCACCCUUAUCCCUCUGGGCCUAUCCUCUUUCACUGCCCUCUCCUUGGAUAGAGUGGGUGGGGCCUGGAGUCUCCUGUUUACAUCUUUGGGAAGAACUCAGUUCUCUACUACUGGGGGGUGGGGAGAGUUGGUGAAAAGAUCGUGAAGAGAUUUCCGCCAGCCUCCCCGAAUAACGAUGGGUGACUCUUACCGACAAUUGUCACCUCCACCUGGGAUAACAAGACGGCCCGUCCUCAGGACCCUGGCAAACUGUCCAGCAAUUCUUCAGCACCAUCUUUGCAAAGGAUUUGGGAAUAUGUUUGUGUUCUGAAAUCAAUGGAGAACCUUGAAAUGGUACAGGAAGAAGGAAUGGAAUCGGAAGGAAGAAAAUUCAUUUCAGAGACAAAAUAGCUCCCCUCCUCUGUUAUAGCUGUUCCCCUGGCAAUACAAACUUUCUGCUUUCAUCUAAACAAGACAAGGACAUCCACGCUCAGAAACAAUCUAGUCAUUGGUGGUUUUAUUGUGUAUGUGCAUACGGCUUUCUCAAAAAAAGAAGCCCCGUUUCAAGCCAGACAUUGAAGUGUUCAAGCUGUUGUUCGUCUGCUAGAGACAACUUUCACCCCCUCAGAAUCUCCUGAGUACAAAACCGUGUGCUUCGUGAUGGACCAGCACGUAUCAGGAGCACAAGCACAAAAACUUGUGAAGUUUUUAUAUCUCAUUCAGCCUCAAGUGACAGGUUGUUUUUGUAGAAAUAAUGGCAUUGCAAAUGGGGUUCUGCAGCAUCCCAGACCUCAAGCACGGAAUCAGGAUGGGAAAGAGACGCUGUGUUCCUCCCCUCGAGCCCAAGCUGGCAGCGGGCUGUUGUGGGGUCAAGAAGCCUAAGUUGUCUGGAAGUGGAGCGCACAGCCACGGGAACCAGUCCGCCACUGUCCCCGGCUCGAGUUCAGGACCUCUUCAAAACCACCAGCAUGUGGACAGCAGCAGUGGGCGGGAGAAUGUGUCGGACUUAACUCUGGGACCCGGAAACUCUCCCAUUACACGAAUGAAUCCCGCAUCGGGAGCGCUGAGCCCUCUCCCCCGGCCCAAUGGAACUGCCAACACCGCCAAGAACCUGGUGGUGACCGCAGAGAUGUGCUGCUACUGCUUUGACGUCCUCUACUGUCACCUCUAUGGCUUCCCACAGCCACGGCUCCCUAGAUUCACCAACGACCCCUACCCGCUCUUUGUGACGUGGAAGACAGGGCGGGACAAGCGGCUUCGUGGCUGCAUCGGGACCUUCUCAGCCAUGAACCUUCAUUCAGGACUCAGGGAAUACACGCUAACCAGUGCACUUAAGGACAGCCGAUUUCCCCCCCUGACCCGAGAGGAGCUGCCUAAACUUUUCUGCUCUGUCUCCCUCCUUACUAACUUUGAGGAUGCCAGUGAUUACCUGGACUGGGAGGUAGGGGUUCAUGGGAUUCGAAUUGAAUUCAUCAAUGAGAAAGGCGUCAAACGUACAGCCACGUAUUUACCUGAGGUUGCAAAGGAACAGGACUGGGAUCAGAUUCAGACGAUAGACUCCUUGCUCAGGAAAGGUGGCUUUAAGGCUCCCAUCACCAGUGAAUUCAGAAAAACCAUCAAACUCACCAGGUACCGGAGCGAGAAGGUGACAAUCAGUUAUGCAGAGUAUAUUGCUUCCCGCCAGCACUGUUUCCAGAACGGCACUCUUCAUGCCCCUCCCCUCUACAAUCAUUACUCCUGACACACGGCUGCAUGACCAGUCCCACCCCGCCGUGGCCACCAAUGGCUAUGACAUCAUUGGAGCAGAUGCCUCCUCUUCCUGGUCCAGUUACUUCUAUUACUGCACCAUUUUAUGAUGCUAGCUUCCGUUGCCAAGUCUGCCUCCAGCCGACUGAGGAGGGGGGCGGGGUUAUAUUGAAAGAAACAGAACUUGAGGGGCCCAAGCCUUAUCUCAGCCUUUCCUCAAUAUGGGUUCCGUUGGAUUGGGGCUCCUCCAUGACUAGAGAGAAUGCCGUGUGGGUUCAGAAGACCCUUGGGGUGCAGGUGCCGCUGGUGAUCUGCUGCCGGUGUGUUGGCCACAACAGUGGAAGCUGGAAUUGACGGUCCGAGAAGGCUCACCCCACACACAGCCCUGCGGCCUCCCCAGAUCAAGUAGGUGUAUUCCCCUGGCAGUCUGGGCAACGGAGACCAACAAGAAACAUUUUUAGGUUGUUUUAAAUUCCUUUUUUUAAACUUCCAGUUUAUUGCGUACCAAGAGUUGAUCACAACCUCCACGCUUCAUAAGUGGACGCCAUGUUAGGGUUGACCGUGGGCGCCAUGAGUCCUCUGGGCUCCUGGACAGAGACCCACAUCAAGAUCGGAGGCCCUGGGGAUGGCGUUGCAGAUCUCAUCGCUCAGUUAGCCUCGAAGGUUUUAAUUCUCAUCCCACUGUCAGUUGGAUUUUCUGGCACUCUCCCUGCAUUGAGUCUCCUGGCACUGAACACAGCUCCGUGGCGUAGCCUGCUGAGGAACGGACUGGGAUGCCCACGGGAGGGCCCAACGGCAUCGCAGCAUGCAGGGUCAAAGGAGAGGCCUCUUCCUUACCACCCGGCUACCUCACUCCUCCACUGGUAGCAGUGCCUACAGCUGGAUCUAGGUUCUCAGAAGGCAGAGAUGUUCAAACAAGCACUCGGGUUGGGCUCUAGAAGGACACGUCGUCAUAGGAGAGAAUCCAGGGUCUCCAAGCUGUUGUUCUUUUCAGGCAAACGUCCUGAGGGACCUUUAAUAAGAGAAGUUCCUUUCUGUCGUUUGCCUGUAGAUGUGGGAAGACUGUUGCUGUUUCAGUCCUAUACAGGACUUUAGAACAAAGCUGUGUAAUUAAUUAAACAAGGUGAAUCUUUAUCUUGCCUAACAUGCUGGGAAUCUUCACCCCACCAUGGCAAAGUUCCAAAUAGCUCAUCUUAUUCUAGGUCAUUCAUACUUUCACGUGGCAUAUCCCCCUUUCCCGUUGUUGCUGAUUCCGAGUAGCUGUUGGCAAGUUUCUCCUCCCUCCUGCCUGUUCUUCACUCAUAUGGUAGCAGAGUUCAUAGAAGUUGGGGACUUGGAAGAUGCUUUGAAAGCAUUGUCACAGAGGCACUGCUGAAAUGAGUCACAGGAAAAGGUGGCCAGUUGGAGGCAAGGACCCUGAGGGUGGUAACACUGGUUUUCAGCAACAUGCUUAGAGAACUCUUGGAGUGGAUUGGGGUCAACCCGGUGAACAACAGUGUUUUGAUUUAAUUUAUUUUUAAAGUUUAUGUGGUGGUGUGGCUUUCUGAAAUGGGCAGAUAUUUACGUGAAAAGAUCUUUUGUGUUUCUUCUGCCAGGAGUGGGGGAGGGGAGCAGGGACACGGUCUCUGCUAAGCACAGCUAUCUCAUUUCUUGAAGAGGUGGGUGAGGGUGAGCAGGCGUGCUCGGCACUGUCUCUGGGAGGAGGUGGGCCGAGCUGGGGUGGGUGUAGGCCGAUCCUCAGCUGUGCGGGCCGAGUCCCACCACGUUCCCCUUGUAGUAGUCAUGAAAACAGGCUUUUGAAGACGAAAGGGUUGUUUUAUGAUUUCCUGCUGCUGAGAAUAAUAAAUGCCUGGUUACAAACAUGUAACAACAGUACUCUUAGGUGCCAUGGAUUGAUGUCAGGGUGGCCAGCUCUGGACUAAACCACCCACCUCCAAUUUGUACAACAGUAUUGAUACAUAGGGCUACACUCAUUACUGUUCAUGUCUUCUACGUUAAAAGUUGUGUUUAAUUUCUAAAGUUUAAAAAAAGCAAAAAAAUUGGUGCUAAACUUUCACCCCGAGCUCAGUGAGACUGGUCAUGCAAGCAUUUUCAGUGCCAUGCUCUUGCAAGCCUAUUUUUUUCUUGUAGAAAUGUUGCCCUAUUUGUCUUCCCCAGUGUAUAGUAUGUUUUUUUAUUUUAUUGAGGGUAGGGUAGGAUACCUGCCAUUUAAGAAAAUGAAUAGAAAAUUUUAAAACCCAGGAAAUGGGGAAAAAAAAUCAGUGCACAAGAAUCGGGCUAGUUAAGCCCAGCACCACGCUGAAGUGGGCGCAGUGGUUUUUGGAGUGAAGAAGCCUUACUCCCUGCACAUUCCCUCGUGCUCCCAUCCAAGUCCAGCAGUGGAGAUGCUCGAGUCCCUCUCGCCUUGGCAGGGGACUCAGGAGUCGACCAAGGAAUAGUCUUUGGCCCUGGGAGGAGUGGCACAGUCAGUGUCUGUCCUGAAUGGAGCCUAGUCAGGAGGCGGUCUGGAAGCAUACAGUCACGAUCACCUCCUGAAGACGUGUGGCAGAUGGCUCUCAGGAAAAAUACUAAGUCUGGAUCAUCCAUGUGGCAGCUUUGCAUAGGGAGAUGAUGGCUCCGAACUGGAAGUGCACUGCCUUCCACGCACCCAACCAGAGCAGUGAGGCGGAUGGCCGGUACCCGUGGGGUGGGCGGUAGGUUUACAGGGAAGGGAAUGUUCUCUGCUCGGUGUUUCCUUUGUCCUUGGGCUGCUCAGGCUGGACAGCAGGUAACCACUGUUUUCACGGAUACAGCCGAACUUGGCUGGUUUGGUUCGGAGUUCGUUUGAUCCCUAGCUGUGAGUGCCUUUUGGUCUGGAAAGUUGGCUUGUCUCAUAAUACCCACAGCUGGGACAUUGUCUCCAUAGUUGCGAAUUGUCCUCGUUUUACAUUAACUGAAAGAGAAUGUCUUUGAUCACUAGAGUUUGUCGGUGUUGGGUUGUUUCCACCGUGAGGUUCUUCAACUUUAUCGCUUCAUAAUAUUAAAGCAACUCAUGUUAGAGACUCUUUCAAUACGAAAGGUUUGUAGUUGAGACAUUACAUGUAUUUUAUUGUUUAUAAUAAAAAUCAUCUAUACAGAAGUCCUGGGUGUUAAUAUUUGCACAAGAUCUGUUUUCCAUGAUAUGUUAACACCUACAGUUUCACCAAUUGUUGAUGUUAUUUUCUAUUGAGAUUCUGGAGCCUAGGGAGAUAUAUGUUCUUUCUGUUUACUUUUGUUCUUAUUUCCCUGAAGCAAGAGACUUUGUAUGGCCUUCAGUGCAAAGACUUCAGACCAAUUCUUUGUAUUACACUUGGUUGCCUCUUGGCUAUAUAACUUCUGAGUGCAAAUCAUUGAACUCUUUAACAAAAUAUUGUAGAGAAUAAAUCAUAAUGGGUAAAACUUG
Messenger RNA from Vicugna pacos (alpaca), 5465 nucleotides. RefSeq names its product AMMECR1 like (gene AMMECR1L). NCBI's taxonomy places the organism in Eukaryota, Metazoa, Chordata, Mammalia, Artiodactyla, Camelidae. Gene Ontology annotation, cellular component: nucleus. The record is from RefSeq and is a predicted model, not a curated record.